Thlaspi arvense is the source of this 1422-nucleotide messenger RNA. NCBI's taxonomy places the organism in Eukaryota, Viridiplantae, Streptophyta, Magnoliopsida, Brassicales, Brassicaceae. The record is from the annotation of a GenBank genome assembly.
AUGUCGGCGACGCUUACAGGAUCAGGAACUGCUUUGGGUUUCUCGUGUUCCUCGAGGAUCUCGAACAGAGUUUCUUCUCCGCCGCCAAACCGUUGCUGCGUCAAGAUGUCUGUCUCCGUCGACGAGAAGAAGAAGAGUUUCACUCUUGAGAAAUCAGAGGAAGCUUUCAAUGCUGCCAAGAAUCUAAUGCCUGGAGGUGUGAAUUCCCCUGUGCGGGCCUUCAAAUCCGUUGGUGGACAACCCGUUCUGGUCGAUUCCGUUAAAGGCUCAAAGAUGUGGGACAUUGAUGGAAACGAGUACAUUGACUACGUUGGAUCUUGGGGACCAGCUAUUAUUGGCCAUGCCGAUGAUGAGGUUCUUGCGGCUCUAGCUGAGACGAUGAAGAAAGGAACAAGCUUUGGUGCUCCUUGUCUCUUGGAGAAUGUUCUAGCCGAGAUGGUUAUAUCAGCUGUUCCCAGCAUUGAGAUGGUCCGGUUCGUUAAUUCCGGUACCGAAGCAUGUAUGGGCGUGCUACGUCUCGCCAGAGCCUUCACCAACAAAGAGAAAUUCAUCAAGUUCGAAGGAUGUUACCACGGCCACGCCAACGCCUUCCUUGUUAAAGCCGGUAGUGGCGUAGCCACUUUAGGGCUUCCUGACUCGCCAGGCGUCCCUAAAGCAGCUACUUCGGAUACUCUUACGGCUCCGUACAAUGACAUCGAAGCUGUUGCGAAGCUCUUCGAGGCGCACAAAGGCGAGAUCUCUGCGGUUAUUCUCGAGCCUGUCGUUGGUAACUCCGGGUUCAUCACACCCACACCUGAAUUCAUCAACGGUUUGCGUCAGCUGACCAAAGACAAUGAUGCUCUUCUCAUCUUCGACGAAGUCAUGACCGGCUUUCGUUUGGCUUAUGGUGGAGCGCAAGAAUACUUCGGAAUCACUCCCGAUUUGACAACUCUCGGAAAAAUCAUCGGCGGCGGUCUUCCCGUUGGAGCAUACGGUGGAAGACGAGAUAUUAUGGAGAUGGUUGCUCCGGCAGGACCGAUGUACCAAGCCGGGACGCUAAGUGGUAACCCGCUGGCGAUGACCGCGGGGAUCCACACGCUGAAGCGGCUGAAGCAGGCAGGAACGUACGAGUAUUUGGACAAGAUCACCAAGGAGCUAACCAACGGAAUCUUGGAAGCCGGGAAGAAAACAGGGCAUCCAAUGUGCGGUGGUUACAUAAGAGGUAUGUUCGGUUUCUUUUUCGCGGAAGGACCUGUUCACAACUUCGCCGACGCGAAGAAGAGCGACGCGGAGAAGUUUGGUAGGUUUUUCAGGGGAAUGCUGGAAGAAGGUGUUUACUUUGCACCGUCUCAGUUCGAGGCUGGUUUUACAAGCUUGGCUCACUCUCCAGAGGAUAUACAGUUGACGAUUUCUGCGGCCGAGAGGGUCCUCGCUAGGAUUUAG